Messenger RNA from Caenorhabditis briggsae, 1485 nucleotides. It is a transcript of the gene Cbr-mex-3, whose product is annotated as Protein CBR-MEX-3. The record is from RefSeq and is a predicted model, not a curated record. Gene Ontology annotation, molecular function: RNA binding. NCBI's taxonomy places the organism in Eukaryota, Metazoa, Nematoda, Chromadorea, Rhabditida, Rhabditidae. Bases 1 to 1485 code for a protein of 494 amino acids. The transcript is spliced from 9 exons.
AUGCCAGUUAUGCAAUAUGCCAUGAGAAACGAUUACUGUCGACAGCGACAAAGUGCGCAUUGUACGCAAACACCGCACGGGCGCCAAAACCUUUUUCAAAUCUCGUUUUGGCGCGAAUUUUCAGAUUUCCGGGCGGGAAUUUUUGGGACUUUCGCCCAUUUUUCCCAUAUUUUUCGAAUGAGAGACGAGAAUACACACAAGAUGCCAGGCGCCUGGUACUACGAGGAGGACAACGCGGCGUCGUGCUCGCCAGUCAGCGAUCCGGACGACAUCGCGCAGUUCUUGGAUUAUCGAGCGUCGAUCGGAGUGCAGAAUGUGACCGAGUCGGUCGAUGUGCCCACUUCGGAGCACGUUGCCGAGAUAGUUGGACGUCAAGGAUGCAAAAUCAAGGCUCUUCGCGCCAAGACCAACACCUACAUCAAGACACCAAUCCGUGGUGAGGAUCCGAUCUUCGUGGUCACCGGACGCCUCGAUGAUGUUCGUGAAGCGAAACGAGAGAUCGAGUGUGCCGCCGAUCACUUCACACAGAUUCGCGCGUCGCGAAGACACAGUCAAGGAGCCCACACACCCGGACAAGUCACCGUCUACGUUCGCGUUCCUCUGCGUGUUGUCGGUCUGGUUGUGGGACCGAAAGGCGCGACGAUCAAGCGCAUCCAACAGGACACUCACACCUACAUCAUCACGCCGAGCCGAGAGCGAGAACCUGUUUUUGAGGUCACAGGUCUCCCGCACAACGUCGACGCGGCUCGCAAGGAAAUCGAAACGCACAUCUUCCAACGAACGGGCAACUUGCCGGAAACCGAAAAAGACUUUUCCACAUGCGGCAGCGUCUCGGCGAUGGUCCAAAAGCAGCAACACGCUCAACAACAGCUUCAGGCCGCUCAGCACAAGGCACAGCAAAUGAUGUACCGUAAGGCUUUGGCAGCAGCCGCUCAGUACUCAAACGCGUUUGGAGGUGGCAACAAUCUGUUCAGUCAGAUGAGCCAGGAGUUGCCGUUUGGGAUGGAGAGCUCGUUGGGAUUGGAUGCGUUGCUUCGUAGCUUCCCAUCGAUGCGCAACUCGUUGACACCGGAUUCCGUUCACGGGAUGGGUCUUCCUAAGGCUCCACAGCCCCAACAGCAUCAGCAGCAGCCAUCAUCGGCUCGCGCGUCGCUCGGUGGACAGCCAAUGAAGCAGGAAAUCGGGACGUACAACUACUGGAACAACAACUCGAUCAAUGAUAUCAUGGAGAAUGAGAUUCUCUCUCGCAAAUACGAUUUGUCGUCGGCCUGGUCUUCGAUGGGAGGAUUCGACAAGGAGAAGCAGCGUGAGGAGUCGCCGACUAAUGGAUUGAUGUCCCUCAAAGGAAGCAGCACAUCAUCCGGCUUCGGAUUCCUGAACACCAUCUGGUCGGACAACCUGAGCCCCGGAUCCCUUUCAUCGGUCUCCCCAUCGUCCUCGUCCUGCGAUCACAACGAUCACACACUCGUCCCAAUCAGCGGCUAA